GAAGCGUGUGGUAUUGUUUAGCUCGUCGCUCCCGGUUGGUUGGGGAGCUCCAGAGCUCGUGCUUUUUCCGAGAAUUUUCAGUGCGUUAUCAACAGCUGAAACACUUCAAGCCAUCGGAGCAGCACGGAGUGCCGGAAGAAGAGAAUUCGUCCUUGCUUUAUUUGGGAAGCGCGCGCGUACGGCGCAUUCCUGCCUCAGGAAGAGUGGAGUGUGUGUGUGUGUGUGUUAGUAAGAGAGAGUGAGAAGAGACCAGGGAAAGAGAGAGCGAGAAUCUUCGGAUGAGAAGCAGCCGAGAGUGGCCACCACAAGAUUUUGCCUCAAAAGUGUGCCAGAACGGGUUCGGAAGCGACACAUUUGUCCGGGACGUUCUCGCUUGAGGGCGUCCGGGUAGUCCUUCGACGCGGCGAGGCCGGAUUCAGAAGUUGAUUAUAAAUUUAGUCAUCGGCCAGGUCUCGCCAGGGCUGGUCACUAGUGCUGUUUGCAGCGGCUGGGCAGCGAGUCUGGAGUUUCCUUGCUGGUUUUGGGGAAUGUUUGGCAGGCCCCGGUUGGGAUCGACCAAGUGUUGCAUUUCGAAUAACCAUCCGUUGGCUGUGUGGACGUCCCGGAAGUAUCUGGGCGAGAGCUAGUGGCGAUUGAACUGAAGUCUGUAGAACAAGUGUUCGGAAAAGUGUAAUGCAGUGCAACUGAUAGUGCCGGCGAAAUCGUGUCGAAAAAGUGCCAGAACAAAUGUUCGCGAUGAUGUUGAAGACGAUAAUAAUCCCAGACAUGAGCGUUUAUCGUUGGGACCAGAAAUUUAUGGUUCACUACGAGCCUCCCUAGCACCCCUAGCAGCGUCAGUGUUCGAGCUUCGAGGAACGAAUUUCACGAUAGCGGGGGACCGUAAGCCUGCCACUCGCUCUCUGUCUCUCGGGUGCAGCGUAUACACACAUACCCACCCACACCCACUAACUGCUGACAAGUUGUGUGAGCCAGACAGAAGUUCUGGACGAAUAGGAUCUAGAGCAGGGAGCCCCCUUCACGCGUCGACAUAUGACAACCAAUGUAAGGGAAACUGAUCGCUUAAUUUCAACCAUAAGCAUACGAGUCACGUUUCGUGUCAAACUUUAUCAGCGGAAGAAAAGGGUGACUGUAUUUGGGUUUCGGUGCUCGAAAACUUCCUCGGGUCAUUUGGUGUCGCCCCGAUUUUUCACCACCCCAUCGGAGAAAAUAAAACAGAAAACCUCACCAUAUGUCUUCAGAGAAUCGUGAAAUAGGCUAUUCAGAUGUUACCCAAAAUAUUAUGGGCUCUAAUUAUUUCGUGAAACAAGCUUGGUAAAUCAAUCUAUGACCGAUCUGGAUGCCGGCCAGGUCAGACGGGUGCUGCACGAGGCGUUGGACUUGUGGGCCCAGAAUGCGAAUCUUACUUUCCGGGAGGUAUACAGCAGCGAGGCGGAUAUACAGGUUCUUUUCGCGCGCCAAUUCCACGGUGAUGGAUACAAAUUCGAUGGGCCCGGCAAAAUUCUAGCCCACGCGUUCUAUCCGGGGACGGGAAUCGGCGGUGAUGCGCAUUUUGACGAAGAAGAAAAAUGGUUGCUGAAUGAGCCACUAGGGACCGAUGGCACCCGACUUUUCGAUGUCGCUGUCCACGAGUUUGGACACUCGCUAGGACUUGGACACUCAUCCGUGAAGGAAGCGAUUAUGUUUCCUUGGCAUCACAUUUCCUAUCGUGGGAAGGAUUCUAUCCCCGAGGAUGACCGCCUUGGAAUUCAAGGUAUUUACGGUCCGAAAAAGAAAACUUAUGGACGAAAUCCCGAACGUCACACCCCUCCACCGACCAGUACUACAACAACCACAACAACUCCAGCCCCACGGAGGCCACCUACUCAGCGAUACUAUCCACGGAAGGAUCAGAAUGGUCAUCCCUGGGAAGGCCUUGGUCCAAAUUAUCCAUCCUACCCGAGAAAACCCACAGUAGUCACAACCACAACGGAAAUUCCUCGGCGACGCAUUUACUAUCCGGACAGACCCACCGUCGUCGGAACAACCUACCCAACGAGACGUGUCUACAAGGAACAACCCACGUACCCACGGGAAACUGAAACCGAUGAACCUCAUCACAUUCCAACCCCAACUAAGGUUCACCAUCAUCAUCAUCACCAUCGGACGCAUCUUCCCGCCACACGACCUCCGCUUCCGCGGGUACCCAGUCCUUGCGAUACCAACUACGAUGCCAUCACACUCAUCCGCAACGAGCUGUUCAUCUUCAAGGACCGCUAUCUGUGGCGAAUCUUCGAAAACGAUGUUCAACACCGACCACCGACCGAAAUCGAACGUAUGUUCUUCGGACUGCCGAAAGACUUCGAACGAAUCGACAGCGUGUACGAGAACAAGCACCAAAAGAUUGUGUUCUUCAUUGGUAAGCAAUACUACGUCUUCAAUUCACAACAUCUGGAGCCAGGAUAUCCAAAACCACUGACGCAUUUGGGACUGCCCGAAAGUAUCGACCGAAUCGACGCUGCGCUCGUUUGGAGUUACAAUAAUAGAACUUACCUGUACAGUGGACGAUUGUAUUGGAGAUUCGACGAAGAGGCGAACCACGUCGAGCUGGACUAUCCCCGGGACAUGUCCAUGUGGAAGGGCAUUGGUUACAACAUCGACUCGGCCUUCCAGUAUCGUGACGGCAAGACGUACUUCUUCAAGGGGAAGGGCUACUGGCGCUUCAACGAUCUGCGAAUGAGUGUAGACCAUGCCGAUCCGCUACCGUCGGCCCACGAAUGGAUGAAGUGCCAGCGAUUACCAAAGCAGCGAGAGCCAAUCGUAGACGUUACCACCGAGGACCAACAGCAUGUUAGCGGAGCUACCCGUGUUAUGGUAGCAAGUCACCAUUGGCCGUUGACUCUCUUCAUGCUUUUAGCGCUAGUUAGUUUAAAAACAACGCUUUUAGGCAUUCAUUAGUUCGAAAAUUAUAAGACUUUCUUUCGGUGCACGCUUUUCUUCACUCUUUCUCUCUGCAAUACGAGAUAUCGAGAUUUUCCCGUGCGAUAACAGCGGGUGACCCUUUCGCAACGCAUCACUGCCGUAAGACAAAGUGUUUGAUGAAUGUGCAAUACACACAAACGAUAGGAUAGAAUCAUCACACAGUAUUUCGAAUGGGAAAAUCUUGUUAAUAAUUAGGAUAUAUUUCAAAUUUUAUACGUUAGCAUGUUCUAUUUCUUUUUUUGUAAUAUACGAAAACUUAAUAUUAGCACCUGUAAAAAUAAUAAGUUAAUUGAGGUACCACAAAGGCUAAGUUUUAAUAUAGGCAAAAGUAUGGAAAAAUGUGGUUACGAGAAUACAAUUGUGUCCGCUGUGAUAUGCGAUCUAGAGUGUAAUAUCAUAAUUUACUUAUAAACAUCGUAUGUGGUCCCUUUUGCGUCGAAGCAAACGGAGACGGAUAUGAGUAGAAAUGCGAAUGGCUUAGAUCAUUGAUAGAGUAUAAUAUUCCUCCCUAGCAAAAAUACACGGAACGAUAAGAGAAGAAUAUGAGAAACAUUGA
Toxorhynchites rutilus septentrionalis is the source of this 3514-nucleotide messenger RNA. It is a transcript of the gene Mmp2, whose product is annotated as matrix metalloproteinase-2. The record is from RefSeq and is a predicted model, not a curated record. Gene Ontology annotation, cellular component: extracellular matrix. The coding region runs from base 1324 to 2934 and encodes 536 amino acids. NCBI's taxonomy places the organism in Eukaryota, Metazoa, Arthropoda, Insecta, Diptera, Culicidae. The transcript is spliced from 7 exons. Gene Ontology annotation, biological process: collagen catabolic process; extracellular matrix organization; proteolysis. Gene Ontology annotation, molecular function: zinc ion binding; metalloendopeptidase activity.